AUAUUGUUCUGUUAUUUAAUAUAUUUGUAUUUUUUAAUAUGAUAAAUUAUAAAAUUGAUGGAGGUGACAUUUUGUAGGAAAUAUUAACAUCGUUUUCAAUACUUUAAUAUAUUGACGUUAAGAGAUUCUUUUAAAGUUUAGGAGUCCUAAAUAGUGCAGAUGACGCUAAAAUGUAAAAAAACCGACACAGUCAAAUUUCAACCCCUUCAGAAAAGAAUUCUACCACAUAGAAUGUAAAAUUCUUGACACUUGCUUCGAUUUUUUGACUUAUAUUUGGUUAAAAGUACGUUUUUAAUCAAGCGUUUUGCUAAUAAUUGGAGUGGAAAUUUAGAAAUAAAAAGAGCAGAAAUAAACAAGUUACGGGCCAAGGAUUGUAGCUGUUUGACCUAUUCAUAUUGACAUAAAACAAGAUUAAUUUAAAGUAUAAUUUUUUAUUCACGAUAAUUUAAUGGGAACUGCAUUAUUAUACAUUCUCGACUUAACUUCAUUACCACUUGGUCCAGGAGUUAUAAAGCAACAUGAAAGUUAACAGAUGAACUGGUUAGAAAAAUAUGUAUCUUAAAUGUUAAUCUGGAGCGUGCUCGGGUGUGAUAAUUAUUUACAUUCAGAUAACAAAUGUGUAUAUUACAAGUGACAAUAUAAAAAAGGAGAUGAGUAUUGAUAGUUCAUGAUUCAACUAUCCAUCAGAGUCAUAAUGACGUGGAUAUUUUUGGAUAACAGACAAUGAAGAUACAUGGACAUUAAACUGUGAUAUGUGCAUUAAGCUUUUCUAAAAAUGAACGAUAUAAACGCUAACAACAAUUACAGCAGAAAACCCUUGACGCCGAAAGAACAAAAGGCAUUGCAACAGUUUAAAGAAAAUACAAAAGACAUUGCAGACCAAAAUAGCUAUGAUUUGGAAAAAUGGCUUCGAGCUCGGUGCUUUGAUGUUAGGAAAGCGGAACAAAUGUUACGCAACAGCAUCGAUUUCAAACAAAAGAUAAAAGUGAAUACUCUACUUCAAGAGUACAAGCCACCUGAGGUAUUACGAAAAUACUUAACUGGUGGAUUUUGUGGUCAUGCCAUUGAUGGGUCACCACUACGCGUGGAAUUGUUUGGAAAGCUAGAUAUCAAAGGCCUGAUGUUUUCUACAAAAAAGUCUGACCUAGAAAAAACAAAACUUCUGCAAUGUGAAUUGACAAUAAGAGACUGGGCAGAACAAAGCAAAAAGCUAGGACGACCUGUUGAUGGUUUAACAGUUAUAUUUGAUAUGGCUGAUACAGGAACUUCAAUGUUAUGGGUUCCAGGGAUGCGGAUGUAUUUGCAUUUGGUAAAAAUACUAGAAGAUAACUAUCCAGAAAUGAUGAGACGGUUAUUGGUUAUAAAUGCACCACGAAUAUUCCCAUUAUUGUAUAAAAUUGCAAGACCAUUGAUCAGUGAAGAGAUGAAACAGAAAAUACACGUAAAAGGAGAUGAUUACAAAGACUUACUGUUACGUUACGUUGAUCCAGACAAUUUACCAGCCUGUUAUGGUGGAAGAUUAACAGAUCCAGAUGGAAAUCCUAAAUGUGUUACUAUGAUUUGCCAAGGAGGAACAGUCCCAGAAAAAUAUUAUUUACAAAAUUCUGACAAUAUAUCACAAAUGCAAUCCACUACCGUCCCACGUGGUGAUAAACUUUACUUGGAAUACAGAGUGGAUAAACCGGGUAGUGUAAUAAGUUGGGAAUUUCAAUCGGAGGACCACGAUGUUGGAUUUGGUCUCCUUUAUGAAGAAAAUGAAAAGUAUGUUCCUAUUAGACCACUGGCAAGAGUCAAUAGUCACCAUGUGUUGGAAGAUGGUGUUCAUACUUGUGAGAAGACUGGAAAAUAUUUCUUGUGUUUUGAUAACAGUUUUAGUUGGACACGAUCAAAGAAAAUUCGUUAUGUUUGUGAAGUUAUUGCCCCUGAUGACUCUCUUAUAUCUCGAGAGAUUAAUAAGUUAAUAGAAGACGGUGAUUGGGAAACGUUAUCAGAAAGAUUUGAAACAACGCAUUUAUGAUGAAUUAUGUCUAUUAAAUAUAUGUUUCUUUUUGUUUUGUAUUAUACAUUCAUGCAUUUCCAACAUUGGUAAUGUAUGAAAACAAUGAAAUUGAUUAUUUAUACAAAUGUUCAAAGGUUUGAUUUGAAUUUGAAAUAUCUACCAUGCUUUAAUAUAUAUGAUUAUCAGAACUAUUUACAUGCAUAUAGUAAUACAAUUAUUAAUCGUUAUAUUUUCAGAAAGAUUUGACACGAUGCAUUUAUGAUGAAUUGUGUUUGUUAAGCAAUUGUUCCUUUUUGUCGUGUAUUAUACAUUCGUGUAGUUCAAAUUGAUUUGGUAAAAGCAAGCAAUACAAAUAUUUUUGUGUAUAUAUGUUGAGCGUGUAAGCCUGUACCUGAACAAAGUAAAAUAACAUAAAUACCGAACUCCAAGGAAAAUUGAAAUCAGAAAGUUUUUUAUCAAAUGGCAAAAUCAAAAGCUCAAGCACAUCAAACGAAUGGCAAAACAACUGUCAUAUUCUUGACUUGUUACAGGCAUUUCCUUAGGUAGAAAAAUGGUGGAUUAAGCCUGGUUUUAUAGCUAACUAAACCUCUCACUUGUAUGACAGUCGCAUAGACUUCCAUUAUAUUGACAAACAUGUGUGAGCAAAACACAAGCAAUUCAUUCUUAUCAUGACUAUUUACAUGCAUGUAGUCAUUUAAUUGUUAAAAAGAUAUAACAUAAAGUACUAUUUUUAAACAUCUGAUUGUUGGCAUCAUGAAUUUGACUUUAGCAUUAAGCCAGUUAUGUUCCCUGCUGUUACGAUGUUGUUGUAUGAUGCUGUACAUUUACAUAUUGGAAGCUAUGCAACAUAGUUUAACUAUGAUAAAUUGCACAAAAUAUUAUGUGUAUACAAAUUUUUAAUAGAUAUAGGAAGAUGUGGUAUGAGUGCCAAUGAGACAACUCUCCAUCCAAGUUACAAUUUAUAAAAGUUAAACUCGUUAUAUGUUAUACUUUUGACAUUUUUAACAUUCCAGUUGAAAUGGAAAGUAAAGAAUAAUUUGCCAUUAACAUAACCGUUGAACAAAAUCGAUCCAGCCGUUUGAGAUGUGAUAUACUUGUUACUUCUUUAUUAGGCAUAGUUAUAAUUCCAGAAUAAUGGAUACAGACAGUGGUAUCCUAUGGAACAAAAUCUGUAAAAAUAAAUAAUUUUUUUCAGAGUUCAUUUUUCUAAUAUACUAUAGAAUUUUCUUUUGUUUAGUUCUAAGCAUUUUAUACAAAUACAGUUUUAUUUAUUGUUUGUUCAUGAUGAUUGUAAAGUAAUUCAAGCAUAAAAUUCAGUAUUUAAAUCAAAGCAUAUCAACUACAGUACCAAUGAUAUAAAUCUGCAAUACGUUCUUAAAUGUGAUUGUUAAAUAUAUAAAUAAAGACUAUCGUUAAUACUUUA
Messenger RNA from Mytilus californianus (California mussel), 3422 nucleotides. RefSeq names its product retinal-binding protein-like. The record is from RefSeq and is a predicted model, not a curated record. NCBI's taxonomy places the organism in Eukaryota, Metazoa, Mollusca, Bivalvia, Mytilida, Mytilidae. Gene Ontology annotation, cellular component: cytoplasm. The transcript has 14 exons. The coding region runs from base 776 to 2017 and encodes 413 amino acids.